GUCAUGGACUCUUACAAAUGUCAAUAUCCAUCAAAAUUUCGCGAAAUUAUUGUGUGCAACAAUUAAAAGAGCCUUAAAGGCAUUCAAUAGAAAAUCCUUAAAUUAUUUGCAAAAAUGCCAAAGAAAAUGGUAACAAAUUCAAAGGCGGUGGAGGCGCGUGAACGAAAACAAGCUGUGAAACAGGCCAAAAAUGAACGUGCUGCUAAGGAGGCAGAGGAUCGACUAUGGGCAGACAAUGAUAAAAAUUUGGCCAAGAAGCAACAAAGGCGUGAGGAAGAGGAGAAGAAACGGGCUGAGGCAAUAAGACGAAAGACGGAAGCAAAGGCGCUACUCGAUCAAGAAAUGUCAUCAAUUAAGACCCAGGGAAAACAACCACUUGCUAAGAUACAUCGGCAGCAAAUUCUGGAAGAAUUGGAAAAGAAGCAACGUGCUAUUGAUGCCAUUAACGCAGCUAAACCACAGUUGGGAGCACGUGUUGUUUUACCCGAACCAGUGAUCGAGGAAAAUCUAAAUCGUUCCAUGGCCGAUGUUGAAAUUGCAACAAAUGUCGAUCAGGCCUUGGCAGCACUGAGUGUGAAAGACAGCGAGGAGGACAAACAUCCAGAAAAGCGAAUGCGCGCUGCCUACAAAGCCUUCGAGACAGCCAAUAUGCCACGUAUCAAAGCGGAAAAUCCAUCAAUGCGUUUAUCGCAGUGGAAGCAAAUACUUAUGAAAGAAUGGAACAAAUCACCGGAAAAUCCAUUCAAUCAAGCACGCUGACCAUGAUAUCCGUUACAACAACAACAACCAAUGAAAUCACCCAUUUUGAACCUGUGAUUAUUUGACUGAUUUGCCAGAUUUAAUUUUGAAAUAUAGUCUGGAAAUUCACGGAUGCACUCUGGAUAGUGUUAAUUAUUUUAAUUGCUUGCACAUAAUCAACCUGCGAAUGUGGUAUAUGCCUAUUUAGUUAAAUUCUUUUAAUAAUUUAUGAUUUCAUUGAAAAAAAAUUUAAGAAGUAUGCAUUUCGUUUACUUUAAAUAUAUGAAAUAUUCAUAAAUAUUUAAACUAGCUAUAGAAUAUAGAA
Bactrocera neohumeralis is the source of this 1063-nucleotide messenger RNA. Its product is annotated as coiled-coil domain-containing protein 124. The coding region runs from base 115 to 759 and encodes 214 amino acids. Gene Ontology annotation, biological process: transcription by RNA polymerase II. The transcript is spliced from 3 exons. The record is from RefSeq and is a predicted model, not a curated record. Gene Ontology annotation, cellular component: nucleus. Gene Ontology annotation, molecular function: transcription coactivator activity. NCBI's taxonomy places the organism in Eukaryota, Metazoa, Arthropoda, Insecta, Diptera, Tephritidae.